GCUGCACAGAGCUAGGCGCAUUUUGGGGGACUGCUUGAAUCUAUUCCUCAUGAAUGCUGAUAGUAAGAUUUCCUAGCAUUCGUUUGAGCUGUUCUUAUGACAUGGAAGCCUUGGCUAGUGCUUCAUCUAAGCUGAUCAUCUCCCUGAGGAAAUGACUGGGCCAUCGGUAUCCAACAAUGUAGCCAUCACAAUCGGCGCACUCGUUGGCGGAGGCGUGGGCUUCUGGAUCACGUAUCAUGUGGAGCAGUGGUACAGGGUCAGGCAGCGGGAGAUUCUGUACCGCGACAUAGCAGCGAUGGACGCUAGGAAAGAGGCUCAGAGAAAAGCGGCAGAAGAAUCAGGGUCCAAAGACGACACCAUGAACUAGACAGUCCUCAUCGGCUGUCCGGCUAACGAUCUUGGCUGCCAAAGUACAACAAAGGAGAAAUGAAAGUAGAAGUUGGAAGAGCAGAACGGCGCUAAGGGGUGAAACUCUGAUUAGUUCGAUUAGCUUGCCUGUGGGUCUGAAAUAGUAGCUCCCAGCUGAUCACGUCCCUUCAGAAGCUCCAAAAAGGGGCAACUCUCCACAUCUUCCAUCUUCCGGAUUCCUAAAACUGGAAGCUUCAAGAACCCCCAACCAUUCGAUACCCCAUACAAAGCACCAAAUUGGAGACAUCUCGACAGCACGCCACAGGGCCCCAAACCUCUGGAAUCCUCAGAAAGAGAAUUGCUUGAAUCUGCUGCAUUCUGAUUACCAUCGAGAACCCCACGUUUCCUGAAACCUUCUAAGGCUAGCCCCACCCGCAAAAGCCCCCAAAGCCCCACCACUUAGAAACCCCCGAGCGAUCCUCAAUUGCGUGGACCUUGAGAACCUUGAUACUUGGGACCUUGUGGCCCCACAGUCCCUGACACCCCCAAAAGCAGCAUACCCCGAAGCUUCGGUUGGCCAAUCCCCCAGAAUUCAUCUAAGCCCACCGCCUGUCAACUUCCAGAAGCUCUCAGUGGCUUGGACACAUAAACCUCUAGAUCGAACAAAAACCCUCAACU
Messenger RNA from Klebsormidium nitens, 1026 nucleotides. NCBI's taxonomy places the organism in Eukaryota, Viridiplantae, Streptophyta, Klebsormidiophyceae, Klebsormidiales, Klebsormidiaceae. The record is from the annotation of a GenBank genome assembly.